ACUUUGAUUUCGUUUGCCCUCCCAGCCUUAAUCAAAAGUUACUAUUUAAACUAGUUGUCUGGUUUAACCGAGUCACCAUUUGUUCUCACAUUUAACCGUUUAACAUUUCAAAAGCCUUGUCAUAAAUCGUUGUUUUACUGUCUCUUAGUAAUCCACCUUUAUUCUCAUUUGUGAUUCUCAUUUUCAAUUUAUUAAAUUAUUAUUUUUUGUUUUUCUAUUCACUUUAGUUAAUACUUAUAAAAAAAAUUAAAUCAAAAUGUGUGACGACGAAGUAGCCGCUCUUGUUGUUGAUAAUGGAUCUAGUAUGUGUAAAGCCGGUUUUGCCGGUGAUGAUGCCCCAAGAGCUGUAUUCCCAUCUAUUGUUGGGCGACCAAGACAUCAAGGAGUAAUGGUCGGUAUGGGCCAAAAGGAUUCUUAUGUAGGAGAUGAAGCCCAAUCCAAAAGAGGAAUCCUUACUCUUAAAUAUCCAAUUGAACACGGUAUUGUCACCAAUUGGGAUGACAUGGAAAAAAUCUGGCAUCACACCUUCUACAAUGAAUUGAGAGUUGCCCCUGAAGAACAUCCAGUUCUUUUAACUGAAGCCCCUCUUAACCCAAAGGCUAACCGUGAAAAAAUGACCCAAAUCAUGUUUGAAACCUUCAACACUCCAGCUAUGUAUGUAGCCAUCCAAGCUGUUCUUAGUUUGUACGCCUCCGGUCGUACCACCGGUAUUGUUUUGGAUUCUGGUGAUGGUGUUUCUCACACUGUACCCAUUUAUGAAGGUUAUGCUUUACCCCAUGCUAUUCUUCGUUUAGAUUUGGCUGGUAGAGAUCUUACUGAUUAUUUGAUGAAGAUCUUAACUGAAAGAGGUUACUCUUUCACUACCACUGCUGAAAGAGAAAUUGUUCGAGACAUUAAGGAAAAACUUUGCUAUGUUGCUCUUGACUUUGAGCAAGAAAUGGCCACAGCUGCCAGCUCAUCUUCAAUUGAAAAGUCAUAUGAACUCCCUGACGGUCAAGUUAUUACUAUCGGUAAUGAACGAUUCCGAUGCCCAGAAGCUCUCUUCCAACCAUCAUUCCUUGGUAUGGAAUCUUGUGGUAUUCAUGAAACCACUUACAAUUCAAUCAUGAAAUGUGAUGUUGAUAUUCGUAAGGAUCUUUACGCUAACACUGUUCUAUCUGGAGGAACUACUAUGUAUCCAGGUAUUGCUGACAGAAUGCAAAAGGAAAUCACCGCUUUAGCUCCCAGCACCAUGAAAAUCAAAAUAAUUGCCCCACCUGAACGUAAAUAUUCCGUCUGGAUCGGAGGUUCAAUCUUAGCAUCACUUUCCACUUUCCAACAAAUGUGGAUCUCCAAGCAAGAAUAUGAUGAAUCAGGACCAUCAAUUGUCCACAGAAAAUGUUUCUAAGCUUGAUAGCUGUUGCCAAAAUCCCAAUCAUUCCUUCUUUUUUGAUGAGGAUACGUUAAACAAAAUAUCUUUAAACUUCAUUCCUUUUCUAGUACUAUCCAUUCCGAGUUUUUCUGUUUUCUUUCAGUUAAUCUUAUAUUUUUUCAUCAGUUUAACUUGCAAGAAUCUCAAGCUUGUACGUUUAUUCCUCCCACAUUUCUUUUCUUCCUCUACAAUGAAAGAAUUUUGUAACGCUUCUUCAUGACAUCUUUGAAUAUUUUAUCUCCUCACCACUAGAGAAGGUCCAAUUAAUUGAAAUAAAAUUAAUUGCUUCUUAGAUAAAAA
This is a messenger RNA of Tetranychus urticae (two-spotted spider mite), 1711 nucleotides long. Its product is annotated as actin 403. The record is from RefSeq and is a predicted model, not a curated record. Lineage: Eukaryota; Metazoa; Arthropoda; Arachnida; Trombidiformes; Tetranychidae.